Manis pentadactyla (Chinese pangolin) is the source of this 2950-nucleotide messenger RNA. RefSeq names its product endoplasmic reticulum to nucleus signaling 2 (gene ERN2). The record is from RefSeq and is a predicted model, not a curated record. Gene Ontology annotation, cellular component: IRE1-TRAF2-ASK1 complex. NCBI's taxonomy places the organism in Eukaryota, Metazoa, Chordata, Mammalia, Pholidota, Manidae. Gene Ontology annotation, biological process: IRE1-mediated unfolded protein response; intrinsic apoptotic signaling pathway in response to endoplasmic reticulum stress; mRNA processing. Gene Ontology annotation, molecular function: ATP binding; protein serine/threonine kinase activity; RNA endonuclease activity. The transcript has 22 exons. Bases 32 to 2950 code for a protein of 972 amino acids.
UGCGAGGUGACUGGGGACACGGGUGUGCGUGAUGGAAAGGGCGGGGAAGGGAGCGGAACACAGGCUGAGGUUGCGCCCCAGCCUCUGCGCACCCUACCGGCCCUGCCCGGGGCGGAGUCUUGUCCCGGCCGGCGAGGGCCAUGCUGUCCGCUGGAGGCACCCAGGGACCCGGCCAGCCGUGCGGCUGCCCUCCGCUAUGGCGGGGGCGGCGCGGGGUUCGGGCUGGUGGCCCCCGCUCGGGCUCCUGCUCCGGUUUGCGGCGCUGCUCGGAACGCUGGGGCCACAGGUCCAGACCCUCCGGGCAGAAAGCCUCCUGCUGGUGUCCACCCUGGAUGGGAGCCUCCACGCACUGAGCAAGCAGACAGGGGACCUGAAGUGGACACUAAAGGAUGAUCCCAUGAUUCAAGGGCCAAUGUACGUCACAGAGACGGCCUUUCUCUCAGAUCCAGCUGACGGCAGCCUGUACAUGUUGGGGACUCAGAAACAACAGGGAUUAAUGAGACUGCCGUUCACCAUCCCUGAGCUGGUUCAUGCCUCCCCAUGUCGCAGCUCUGACGGUAUCUUCUACACAGGCCAGAAGCAGGAUACCUGGUUUGUAGUGGACCCUGAGUCAGGGGAGACACAGGUGACCCUGACCACAGAGGGUCCCUCCACCCCCCGCCUCUACAUCGGCCGAACACAGUACACAGUCACCAUGCACGACCCCAGGGCCCCGGCCCUGCACUGGAACACCACCUACCACCGCUACUCAGCGCCCCCCAUGGACGGCCCGCCUGGGAAAUACAUGAGCCACCUGGCAUCCUGUGGGAUGGGCCUGCUGCUGACUGUGGACCCAGGAAGUGGGGCAGUGCUGUGGACGCAGGACUUGGGUGUGCCUGUGAUGGGUGUCUACACCUGGCACCAGGAUAGCCUACGCCAGCUACCCCAUCUCACACUGGCUUGGGACACCGUGCAUUUUCUCAUCCUCCGCUGGGGCCACAUUCAACUGCCUGCCUCGGGCCCCCAGGACACAGCCACCCACUUCUCUGCCUUGGACACCCAGCUGCUGAUGACGCUGUAUGUGGGGAAGGAUGAAGCUGGCUUCUAUGUUUCUAAAGCACUGGUUCACACAGAGGUGGCUCUCGUGCCUCGUGGACUGACCUUGGCCCCCGUGGAUGGCCCCACCACAGACGAGGUGACACUCCAAGUCUCAGGAGAGCGAGAGGGCUCACCUAGCACUGCUGUCAGAUACCCCUUGGGCAGCGUGGCGCUCCCUAGCCAGUGGCUGCUCAUUGGACACCAUGAGCCACCCCCAGUCCUGCACACCACUAUGCUGAGGGUCCAGCCCAGCCCAGGGAGCAGGGCGGCUGAGAACAGACCCUCAGAGGGCACACAGGCUCAAGCACUCUUCCUGGAGCUCCUGAGGCUGAGCCGAGAGGAACCUCGGGACCUGGUGCUACAUCCUGAAGAGAAGACCCCACACUUGAAUCCAGGGCUGAGUCCCCAAGACCUGCUGGCCGCUAGCCUCACUGCUGUCCUCCUGGGAGGGUGGAUGCUCUUCCUGAUGAGGCAGCAGCAGCAGGUCCCCCUGGCACCUGCAGACCCUCGUGAUGUCUCAAAGGAUGCUCAGUCCCAGCCCUCGGGGGCCACCCCUCAGGGCCAGAAGAGGCUUCAAGGCCCCUCAGAACAAGCCCAGCCACUUGAAGACCCUGAUGCUGAGCAGCUCACGGUAGUGGGGAAGAUUUCCUUCAGUCCCAAGGACGUGCUGGGUCACGGGGCAGGCGGGACAUUUGUUUUCCGGGGGCAGUUUGAGGGGCGGGCUGUGGCUGUCAAGCGGCUCCUCCGGGAGUGUUUCGGCCUGGUCCGGCGGGAGGUCCAGCUGCUGCAGGAGUCAGACAGGCACCCCAAUGUGCUCCGCUACUUCUGCACCGAGCGGGGCCCCCAGUUCCACUACAUUGCCCUGGAGCUCUGCCAGGCCUCGUUGCAGGAGUAUGUGGAAAAGCCAGAGCUGGACCGCUGUGGCCUGGAGCCUGUGCUGGCGCUGCAGCAGCUGAUGUCCGGCCUGGCCCACCUGCAUUCCUUACACAUAGUGCACCGGGACCUGAAACCCAGCAAUGUUCUCAUCGCCGGGCCGGACAGCCAGGGUAGAGGCAGCGUGGUCCUCUCAGACUUCGGCCUCUGCAAGAAGCUGCCGGCUGGCCGCUGCAGCUUCAGCCUCCACUCAGGCAUCCCCGGCACGGAAGGCUGGAUGGCGCCAGAGCUCCUACAGCUCCUGCCCCCAGACAGCCCUACCAGCGCAAUAGACAUCUUCUCUGCGGGCUGCCUAUUCUACUAUGUGCUUUCUGGUGGCAGCCACCCCUUUGGAGAGAAUCUCUAUCGCCAGGCAAACAUUCUUACAGGGGCUCCCUGUCUGGCUCACCUGGAGGAAGACACCCAUGACAGGGUCAUCGCCCGGAGCCUGGUGGAGGCCAUGUUGAGCCCACUACCGCAGGCGCGCCCCUCUGCUCACCAAGUGCUUGCCCACCCCUUCUUUUGGAGCAGAGCCAAGCAGCUCCAGUUCUUCCAGGAUGUCAGCGAUUGGCUGGAGAAAGAGUCUGAGCAGGCACCCCUGGUGACAGCGCUGGAGGCGGGAGGCUCUGCGGUGGUCCGGUGCAACUGGCACAAGCAUAUCUCGGAGCCGCUGCAGACAGAUCUGAGAAGGUUCCGGUCAUAUAAAGGGAUGUCAGUGCGAGACCUGCUCCGUGCCAUGAGGAACAAGAAGCACCACUACAGGGAGCUCCCAGUGGAGGUGCAGCAGGUGCUAGGUCCUGUCCCCGACAGCUUCGUCCAGUACUUCACAGACCGCUUCCCGCAGCUGCUCCUCCACACAUACCAUGCCAUGAGGAGCUGCGCCUCUGAAAGCCUCUUCCUGCCCUACUACCCGCUGGCCUCAGGGGCCAGGGAGCCAUGCCCAGGGGCUGCUGGGAGCUAA